UGAUCCUUUCGAACAAGAGGAUCCCAUCUCCUCGACGUAGUCAGCCCCAUAUCCAUCCACCCAGCCGAGGCACCACCAAUGCUUCCAUCCAUGGCUUUCUUCCCUCCAUCCUCUCUCCCCUAUCAUCUCCUCCCUCUUAUUCACACUCCAGAAAACACUACCUUCUUCAAAUUAAUGAUUCGUCCAUAAAGAGCAACUAUAACGAUGCAACAGCCUUCAAUGAGCUCUGCUCCUCUCCAUUCUCGAAUCCAAGUCAUCCCCUCCACUAAACCCUUCGAGCUUCCAAACCAUUCCACCAAACCCCUCCAUCACCACCAUCCUCCCAUCCGAGCCCAACCCACCUCCAACCAGGUCUCUUUCCCUAUCCUCAACCUCACCCCCGGUGACGGCACCCCAACUUCAUCCCACGAUAUCCACCUCCUCUCUCUCCUCCGCCAGCGGAAGACGGAGGAGGCGUAUCAGGCCUACACCCGGUGCCCUCACCUCCCGAGCUCCACCUGCCUCAGCCGCCUCGUCGCCCAGCUCUCCUACCAGAAUACUCCCGCCGCUUUCACCCGCGCCCAGGACCUCGUCCGCCGCCUUCGCGACGAGCGCCAGCUCCACCGCCUCGACGCAAACUCUCUCGGCCUCCUCGCCGCCGCCGCCGCCCGCUCCGGCGCCACCCUCUAUGCCGUCUCGGUCGUCCGCACCAUGCUCCGCUCCGGCUACCUUCCCCACGUCAAGGCCUGGAGCGCCGUCGUCAGCCGCCUCGCAGCCGCCCCCGACGACGGUCCCGCCGAGGCCCUCCGCCUGUUCGACGCCGUCCUCCGCCGCGUCCGUCGCAUCCCUGGCGACGCCGCGGCCGACGCCCGCCCCGACACCGCCGCCUUCAAUGCCGCCCUGAACGCUGCCGCUAACCUGGGGGAUGUCCGGAGGUUCGCCCAGCUGUUCGACGGAAUGCCCGAGUUCGGCGCUCAGCCCGACGUCCUGACGUACAACGUUCUCAUCAAGAUGCUCGCCAGAGCCGAGCGAAAGGACCUGCUGGUAUUCGCUUUGGAACGCAUUAUCCAAAGAGCGCUGGUCCCUUGUAUCACCACCUUGCAUUCCCUCGUUGCAGCCUAUGUGGGCUUCGGCGAUCUCGAGACUGGCGAGAGGUUGGUGCAGGCGAUGCGGGAAGGCCGGCGGGACCUUUGCUCAAUACUCAGGGACUCGAAUGCUGAUGAACCAAGUGAUAGAAGCGACAAGGAAGCUCAUGCUCUUCUUGAAAAGCUCGUUGCUGUGAACUCAAAUUCCGGUGAUGCCAAUGGCGAUGAUGAUCUCUUGCCGUUGCUUCCCAAGACAUACACACCUGACUCCAGAAUCUACACUACGUUGAUGAAAGGGUAUAUGAAAGAUGGCCGCGUCGAUGAUGUUGUCCGCAUGGUCCAGGCAAUGCAGCAGGAGGCAGACCCCUCGAGCCACCCGGACCAUGUCACAUAUACCACCGUUAUCUCUGCACUUGUUAAGGUGGGCGCGAUGGACCGGGCGCGCAGCGUGCUUGCUGAGAUGGCCCGUGCCAGGGUGCCUGCCAACCGUAUCACCUACAACGUGCUCCUCAAGGGCUACUGCCAGAAGCUGCAGCUGAACAAGGCGAAGGAGCUUGCACGCGAGAUGUCUGAGAAGGCAGGCGUCGAGCCUAACGUUGUCUCAUACAACAUCCUUAUUGAUGGGUGCAUACUGGUGGAUGACAGUGCUGGUGCCCUGGCCUACUUCAAUGAGAUGCGGGAGCGUGGAAUUGCACCUUCCAAGGUCAGCUACACGACUCUAAUGAAGGCAUUUGCGCUGUCGGGGCAGCCGAAGUUGGCACAUAAGGUGUUCGAUGAGAUGGACAAAGACUCAAGGGUUAAGGUGGAUAGGGUGGCUUGGAACAUGCUGGUGGAGGGAUAUUGUAGAUUGGGAUUCGUAGAGGAAGCUAAGAAGCUUAUGGAGAAAAUGAAGGAGAGAGGCUGCCAACCUGAUGUGGCCACUUAUGGAAGCCUUGCUAAUGGUAUCGCGCUGGCCAGGAAGCCAGGGGAGGCUCUGUUAUUGUGGAAUGAAGUGAAGGAGAGGUGUAAGGCCUCGCCACCUCUUAGGCCAGAUGAAGGGUUGCUGGAUGCUUUGGCUGAUGUGUGUGUGCGUGCGGCAUUCUUCAAAAAGGCUCUGGAGAUUGUGGCUUGCAUGGAGGAGAAUGGGAUCUCACCCAACAAGACUAAGUACAAGAGGAUAUAUGUGGAGUUGCAUUCCAGGAUGUUUACAAGCAAGCAUGCUUCUCAGGCAAGGCAGGACAGGAGGAGGGAGAGGAAAAGGGCAGCCGAGGCCUUCAAGUUUUGGCUGGGCCUUCCAAAUUCUUACUAUGGAAGUGAAUGGAGGCUUGAACCAGUUGAUGAGGACGACUAUGGAAUUAGCUAAUUCCGUUUCAACUCGGGUGCUGAGGGGCCAUAUAUACAUCAAGGAAUGAGGACUGCCUCCAAAUUUAGUGUUCAACAUCUCAAACCUGAUGGAAUACCAUCAAGAUUGUCUGUGGUUGACUUCCUUCUCUUGGAAACUGGUUUCUGUGCGAUAAGAAAAUGCAAGAGAAGAGGAGAUGGCGAGUCAAUUGGCGACCUGAAAAAUAAGACUUUUUUGGUACGUAGGUUGCUUAUGUACCUUACUGAUUUAUGAGUGUAUCAAAAAAUGGUAAUAUACGGUACUUGUAGUUGUAAUUUAUCUGCCCUCUUCUGAUAAAUUGUCAUGCAUGAGAUAGGGCAAUCUUUAACCUGUUAAUCUGUCAAGGGUCUGAUACAUGUGACUGGGUCAGUCUAAAUGGUCCUCGGGUUGAUGCAACGACCUUAUUUUGUUUAUGAUGAUGAUGCAAAUAAAUUUAAAUAGCAUUAAGAAAUCCUUGAAUUUUCUUGUACA
Molecule: messenger RNA, 2895 nt
Organism: Phoenix dactylifera (date palm)
Lineage: Eukaryota; Viridiplantae; Streptophyta; Magnoliopsida; Arecales; Arecaceae
Gene: HCF152
Product: Tetratricopeptide repeat (TPR)-like superfamily protein
Molecular function (GO): protein binding
Source: RefSeq, a predicted model, not a curated record